Messenger RNA from Topomyia yanbarensis, 8280 nucleotides. It is a transcript of the gene l(3)80Fj, whose product is annotated as stalled ribosome sensor GCN1. Lineage: Eukaryota; Metazoa; Arthropoda; Insecta; Diptera; Culicidae. Gene Ontology annotation, biological process: regulation of translation; cellular response to amino acid starvation. The record is from RefSeq and is a predicted model, not a curated record. Gene Ontology annotation, cellular component: cytosol. The transcript has 5 exons. Gene Ontology annotation, molecular function: protein binding; protein kinase regulator activity. The coding region runs from base 117 to 8090 and encodes 2657 amino acids.
GACCAAUGUCCAGUUGUCAUUUUUUGCAUCAUAUUGUAUUUCUCGUGCUUUUUGCAUUUUCUUGUGCAAGUCCGAGUCGAACCAACGGGAAAAAACGCUGUUAUUUCUAGUGAAAAAUGGCAGAUUCCGAGCUCGCGAAAGCCUUGAAGGACUUGCCGAAUCGAGUUUUAAAUGUGACCGUCGAAGAACGUCCCGAAUUGUUCCGUAAUGUAAUCGCUGUACUGCCAAAUCCAGGUAUCAACGCCACUAUCGUUCGGGGAAUUUGCAAAGUGAUCGGAACGACGCUGACCAAAUUCAAAGAUCCGUCAUCACAGGCACUGGUGCGUGAUUUGAUUGUUGCACUGCUGAAACAACAUCCGGAUUUAGCAUACGAACACUUGAAUAAUGUUCUUAAAGCUUUAGUAACAAAAGAUCUUGCCGCAGCACCACCACUGAAGGGCGCUCAAGCCGCCGUUCUAGCAUUAGGAUGGGCAAAUCUGAUUGCACUACAUGGAGACCACGAAUCCGACGUGGGAAAAAAGGAAUUCCCCAAGCUCAUCGAAGCUCAGGCUGGCUUGUACCAGCUGUCGUUAACAUCUGGCAUCCAGAAGAUAUCCGACAAAGCGUACAGUUUUCUGAAAGAAUUUUUCGCUAAAAAGGAAGACUUUGAAAAGGUUUAUUUCGCAAAGUUGCUGUCAAUGGAACCUUCCAGUUCGGUGGUCCUUUUCCUAUCGGCAAUUUUAAGGUAUUGCAAGGAGGUGCACGAUAAUCUUACGCUGCUGGAGCAAAACAAACCAAAAUUGUUAGAUUACAUCGUGAAGGGGAUUAUCACGGUUAAAACUAAACCGCAUGCAAGUGACAUCGUUGGUUGCUCGGUACUGUUCAGCGCCAUUAGCAAGGCAGAAUUCAAGGCCAACAUUUUACCGGCUCUGCAGCGGUCUAUGCUGCGUUCGCCUGAAGUAAUUCUUCGUGCCGUCGGAGCGAUUGUUGGGGAAAUUCAGGCUGAUAUUAGUGACUUUGCGUUAGAUCUGGGUAAAACGUUGGUCCAGAAUUUGGCCUCGAAAGAUGAAACCGUUCGGCAUGAAGCCGCCGAAUCAUUGAAACAGGUAGCUAUGAAAUGUGCCGCACCGCAAGCGGUCGAGACUUUGCUGAAGGACGUUUUCGCUAUACUGAACGGUUCAGGCGGGAAGAUUACGAUGGUUGAGCUGAGGAUCAAUUUACUGCAGGGUGCAGGCAACCUAAGCUACAACAAAAUUGGUUCCGAUGAGGUUCUAACAAUUCUACCGACGGUCACCGACCUCUUCACUAAGGCGUUGGAAACAGAACUGCAGGAGAAGGCACUUUGUCAUGCACUAGAAAUGUUUGGCUUGUGGUCGAUUUACUUUUGUGGGGAAAUCCCUGCAAAAAUUGAUCAAACCUUCAAAAAGGGACUGGAAGCAAAGUCGCCAGUGCUUCGGGCAAGCUAUUUGCAAUGGUUCCUAGCAUGUUUGGAGAAUGGAACACUUCCCAGUGGAAGUGAUUUUACCGUAGCUUUGUCAAAGAUUGUGGAGAAAGCAGCACAGAACCCAACUCAGACACCAACGGUUUCCGAAGGCGUUGGAGCUGCCUGUAUAAUCCUGGUGACCAAGGCCAAUGUCAACGAUCAACUGAAGGACUUUUGGAACGUGGUUUUAGACAUGAACAAAAAGGUAUUCCUGGCUGAGAAAUUUCUCGCCAACACCGCAGCCGAGACACUUUUUUACGUGAUGUUGUUCUGUGAACGAUUACUGCUUAAUCAUUUAGAAGAAUUGAAGGGUCCAUCGGAUGCGCUUUUCAAAGCCGUGAUACAUUGCGUAACUUCUUCCCAUAAGAAGGUUCGCAAAUACUGUCUACCCCGACUGAAGAAAAUCGUCAACAGUGUAAAUGGGAUCGACUUAGCUAAUCGUCUGCUGCAAGUUCUCACAAAUUUUGUAGAAAAUACGAAAAUUCUAAACGAAGGUGAACAGGAAGAAGGGGGAAUUCCUGCUCAGGCGUUAGUAGACACUAUUAAAACCAUGACCGAUAUCGACUCCAUACAGAGUGCAAACUCGCAGAUAAUAGCACUGAACGCAUUGCUUUGCACCCACCAUCCGGCGGCUUUUUCGGUUCAAUCCGACUUGUGGGAAACUAUUCUGCAGCGCUACGAGAUGAACGGGAAGUACUUUAUCUCGAUGAAUACUGCCGCGAUCAAGGAAUGUUUCUUCGACGGUUACAAAGCAACGGCCAUGUAUGAAAAUACACUGGCGACACUUUCGCGCAUUAGUCCGGAGACUAUUCUGCCGGUGCUGGUGAGAAAUGUAACGGAUCAGUUAAACAAUUCGCGGAUGUCCAACGUUAGUGACGAGGAAUAUUUUACGUAUUUGACACCGGAUGGCGAGCUGUACGAUAAGAGUGUGAUACCUAACUCGGACGAGCAGAUGAACACCGCUCACCUGAAGCGGGAGAACAAGGCGUACAGCUACAAGGAACAACUGGAGGAACUACAGCUCCGCCGGGAGAUCGAGGAAAAGCGCCGCAAGGAAGGUAAAUCCAAACCACCCCAGCUGACACCCAAGCAGAAGGAAGCAAUCGAGAAGCAAACCGAGAAGGAGAAAGCCAUCAAAACUCGCCUACGUGAGCUAAAUAACAUCAUUGCCACGCUCAUCUCGCAGAUCGAAGGUGCCGUCAAGGGAACUCCACGGCAGUUGUCCCUUUUCUUUCCUACCUUGUUACCGGCAAUCUUACGAGUUUUCUCCUCCCCUCUGGUUGCGCCUUCAAUGGUUAAGUUGUACCUGAGGUUAAUGGAAACCUGCUUUAGUGGGGACUUGGCCGAAGUGGGACGUGAUGUGGCCAUAGCCACGAUUCGACUGAGUAAACCGCACUGUGACUUGGAGGAGAGUUGGUGUACCGCCAACUUGGUUGAACUGGUUAGCGAUAUUUUGGUGUCACUUUAUGACGAAACAAUCGAUAAGUAUAAUGUGCACAUUGACGAGGAUGGAGCAAAGAAUUAUCUGCUUAAUGCUCCGGCUUUCAGUUACACGUUUGAGUUUUUGAAAAGGGCACUGGUUAUACCGGAGGCAGGCAAGGAUGAGAGUUUGUUAAUUAAUGGGAUACAGAUUAUUGCCUAUCAUGCGCAGUUGAAGGGAGAUACGGUAGACGGGUUGAAUUUCGACGAUUUGUAUCACCCGAAAUAUAUGCCAAGACUGGAGAUGUUGAAACUGUUGUUGAAGCUGAUUCAGCAAAACCGCGGUAGGAUUCAGACGCAGGCUGUAGCCGCGUUGUUGGAUGUAGCGGAGAGUAGUUCGGGGAAAGAGUAUACGGCUACGGCUGAUCACAAAGAGAUUGAGUGUUUACUCGUAGCGCUGCAAGACGAGUUGGAUGCGGUACGGGACGUAGCAUUACGAGCGUUGGCGAUCAUGAUUAAAGCACUACCAUCGAUUGUUGAUGACUAUGAACUGGGUUUAAGAUUGACCCGAAGACUGUGGGUAGCAAAGCAUGACGUAUCUCAGGAUACUAAGGAGCUAGCGGAGAGUUUGUGGGUUCAGGGCGAUUUUGAGGUACCCAUCGUGAUGGCAGAUGAGCUUAUGAAGGAUAUCAUUCACCCGGAACCGUGCAUCCAGAAAGCGGCUUCGUAUGCUUUGGUUUCCAUUCUGGCCGAAGAUUCUAGUAUUAUUGACAGUAUUCUAGAACAGCUAUUGGAAAUUUACCAGGAAAAAUUAACGAUGAUUCCGGCUAAGUUGGAUCAAUUUGAUCGCGAGAUUGAGCCAGCCAUCGAUCCCUGGGGUCCGCGAAGGGGUGUAGCAAUAGCUUUUAGUCAGAUCGCCCCAUUUUUGACGGCCGAUUUGGUCAACAGUUUGACACAGUUCAUGGUUUCAACUGGACUACGUGAUCGAGAAGAAAUCGUACACAAAGAGAUGCUAGCUGCUUCGCUGGCCAUAGUGGAACAUCAUGGCAAAGAAAGUGUGUCCUAUUUGCUGCCAACUUUCGAAGAGUUUCUGGAUAAGGCCCCAAACAACAGCGAUUAUGAUAACAUCCGCCAAGCGGUGGUAAUUUUGAUGGGAUCGUUAGCCCGACAUUUAGAUCGCGAUGACGAACGCAUUCAGCCGAUCGUUAAUCGACUUCUAGCAGCUCUGUCGACCCCAUCACAACAAGUUCAGGAGUCGGUAGCGAACUGCAUCCCGCAUUUAAUCCCAUCGGUCAAAGAGCAGGCUCCACAGAUGGUAAGGAAACUGAUGCAACAGUUAGUUAAAUCGGAAAAAUACGGAGUGAGAAAAGGAGCAGCAUACGGCAUUGCUGGAAUCGUGAAAGGUCUCGGAAUUUUAUCCCUCAAACAGCUAGAUAUAAUGACAAAGCUCACAAAUCACAUCCAGGACAAAAAGAACUUCAAGUGUCGUGAGGGAGCACUUUUUGCUUUUGAAAUGCUGUGCGCAACCUUGGGUCGUUUGUUUGAACCCUAUAUUGUACACGUUUUGCCUCACCUGCUGCAAUGUUUCGGAGAUUCUUCAUCUUAUGUUCGGGAAGCAGCUGACGAGUGUGCUAAAACUGUCAUGGCUAAAUUGUCGGCUCAUGGAGUGAAGCUUGUGCUACCCUCACUGCUCAACGCUCUGGAUGAAGACUCUUGGCGUACGAAGACGGCUUCCGUCGAACUCCUCGGGGCAAUGGCUUUCUGUGCUCCUAAACAAUUAUCCUCGUGUUUGCCAAGCAUCGUACCAAAGCUGAUGGAAGUUCUUGGAGAUUCACACAUAAAAGUCCAGGAAGCAGGUGCGGAUGCUCUGCGAGUUAUUGGCAGUGUCAUUAAAAAUCCCGAAAUCCAAGCAAUUGUCCCGGUUCUGCUGAAGGCCUUGGAAAAUCCGUCAUCAAAAACAUCCGCAUGUCUACAAAGUUUACUGGAAACUAAAUUCGUCCAUUUCAUUGAUGCUCCAUCACUCGCGCUGAUUAUGCCCGUAGUCCAACGCGCCUUCAUGGAUCGUUCGACGGAAACGCGUAAGAUGGCAGCACAAAUCAUAGGGAACAUGUACUCGCUUACCGAUCAGAAAGAUCUGACUCCGUACCUACCGAAUAUCAUCCCGGGACUGAAGACCUCCUUGCUCGAUCCGGUACCAGAGGUUCGUGCCGUAUCUUCGCGUGCCCUUGGGGCGAUGGUCAAGGGAAUGGGUGAGUCAUCCUUCGAAGACCUACUGCCGUGGUUGAUGCAGACUCUCACGUCGGAAAGUAGUAGCGUUGAUCGGUCGGGAGCAGCACAAGGACUGUCGGAAGUUGUCGGAGGAUUGGGUGUUGAAAAGUUGCAUAAGUUGAUGCCGGAGAUCAUUGCCACGGCGGAAAGAACGGACAUUGCUCCACACGUGAAAGAUGGUUAUAUUAUGAUGUUUAUCUACAUGCCAAGUGCGUUCCCGAACGAUUUUACCCCGUACAUUGGACAGAUCAUAAACCCAAUUCUGAAAGCUUUGGCGGAUGAGAAUGAGUACGUGAGAGACACUGCGUUGAAGGCUGGUCAAAGAAUUGUGAAUCUAUAUGCAGAGUCGGCGAUUGCUUUGCUGCUGCCGGAGCUUGAAAAAGGUUUGUUUGACGAUAAUUGGCGCAUCCGGUACAGCUCGGUCCAACUACUAGGAGAUUUACUGUACAAAAUAUCCGGAGUUUCUGGAAAGAUGACAACGCAAACAGCUUCCGAAGAUGACAACUUCGGAACGGAGCAGAGUCACAAAGCGAUCAUCAGGAGUUUGGGUGCGGAACGAAGAAAUCGAGUUCUGGCUGGGUUGUACAUGGGUCGUAGCGAUGUUUCACUUAUGGUUCGACAAGCGGCGUUGCAUGUCUGGAAGGUUGUAGUUACGAAUACACCCCGAACUUUGCGAGAAAUUUUGCCGACGUUGUUCAGUUUGUUAUUGGGAUGUUUAGCCAGCACAAGCUACGACAAGCGGCAGGUUGCGGCUAGAACACUUGGAGAUUUGGUUCGAAAACUGGGAGAACGUGUACUCCCCGAGAUCAUUCCUAUUUUGGAGCGCGGUUUGAAUUCAGAUCAAGCCGAUCAACGACAGGGUGUAUGUAUUGGUCUCUCGGAAAUUAUGGCAUCUACGUCCAGAGACAUGGUGCUAACUUUCGUGAAUAGUUUAGUUCCUACUGUUCGGAAAGCGCUGGCUGAUCCUCUUCCAGAAGUUCGUCAUGCCGCUGCCAAAACAUUUGAUUCGCUUCACGCUACGGUCGGAUCUCGUGCUCUUGAUGACAUUCUACCGUCUAUGCUGGAAAGUCUCUCCGAUCCAGAUCCGGACGUGGCCGAAUGGACUCUGGACGGCCUUCGUCAAGUUAUGGCCAUCAAGUCACGCGUCGUGUUGCCAUAUCUUAUACCACAGCUGACUGCUAAUCCUGUUAACACAAAAGCUCUUUCAAUUCUGGCAUCUGUGGCAGGAGAAGCUCUUACUAAAUAUCUACCGAAGAUUCUACCGGCUCUACUAUCGGCACUAUCAGCUGCACAAGGCACUCCAGAGGAAGCUCAAGAAUUGGAAUACUGCCAAGCGGUAAUCCUAUCCGUUAGCGAUGAAGUCGGAAUCCGGACCAUCAUGGAUACCGUUAUGGAAUCUACUAAAUCGGAAAAUACGGGUACACGGAAAGCUGCCGCAACACUUCUGUGCGCUUUCUGUACUCACUCACCAGGGGACUAUUCUCAAUAUGUCCCUCAACUAUUCCGAGGAUUGUUACGAUUACUGGCGGACUCAGAUCGGGAUAUUCUUCAGCGUUCAUGGGAUGCCCUCAACGCAGUCACUAAAACUUUGGACUCGGCACAGCAAAUUGCCCAUGUCACGGAUGUUCGUCAAGCGGUUAAGUUUGCUAGCAGUGAUCUCAAGGGUGCUGAGCUGCCAGGUUUCUGCUUACCCAAAGGUAUCACUCCGCUCCUACCGGUAUUCCGCGAGGCUAUUCUCAAUGGUUUACCUGAGGAAAAGGAGAAUGCCUCCCAGGGGUUAGGAGAAGUUAUUCAACUGACUUCCGCUUCAUCAUUGCAACCUUCUGUGGUUCACAUCACUGGACCACUUAUCCGCAUUCUCGGCGAUCGGUUUAACGCUGGUGUUAAAGCCGCUGUUCUUGAGACGUUAGCCAUUCUUCUACAUAAGGUUGGAAUCAUGCUGAAACAAUUUCUGCCGCAGCUGCAAACUACAUUCCUCAAGGCCCUGCACGAUCCUACCAGGAUAGUUCGGAUCAAGGCUGGUCACGCACUUGCAGAGCUGAUCGUGAUACACACCAGACCCGAUCCGUUAUUCAUCGAAAUGCACAACGGUAUCAAGAGCGCAGACGACUCAGCUGUUCGAGAGACAAUGCUUCAAGCUUUGCGAGGUUUGUUGACGCCAGCCGGUGAUAAGAUGACUGAUCCAUUGAAAAAGCAAAUCUAUGGCACGCUCGCCGGUAUGUUGGGCCAUCCAGAGGAUGUUACUCGCUCGGCAGCCGCCGGUUGCUUCGGUGCGCUUUGCCGUUGGUUGAACCCUGAUCAGCUGGAUGACGCUUUGACCUCACAUUUGCUAAACGAAGACUACGGCGAUGAUUUAACUCUGCGGCAUGGACGUACAACAGCUCUUUUCGUGAUUCUCAAAGAAUUCCCGGCGGCUGUGUACAUUGAGAAAUAUGAGACUAAAAUCAGUAAAACCAUCAUCGCUUCGAUACAAACAGACAAGAUCCAAAUUGCCCUAAAUGGAGUUCGUGCAGCCGGCUACCUCCUCCAGUACGGAAUGUGCUCCGAUGAAGUGAAACUCCCACAGGCAAUCAUCGGUCCGUUUGUCAAAUCCAUGAACCACAUGAGCAACGAAGUGAAACAAUUGCUAGCAAAAACUUGCAUCCAUCUGGCGAAAACCGUUCCGGUUGACAGGACGGCUCCGGAAUAUUUGCGGUUAGUGAUCCCGAUGCUCGUCAACGGAACCAAGGAAAAGAACGGCUACGUUAAAUCCAACUCAGAAAUUGCACUAGUCUACGUACUUCGGUUGCGCGAAGGCGACGAAGUACACCAGAAAUGCUUAACACUAUUGGAACCGGGUGCCAGAGAAUCGCUCAGCGAAGUGGUCAGCAAAGUUCUGCGCAAAGUUGCCCUCCAGCCGGUGGGCAAGGAGGAGGAGUUAGACGACACGAUUCUCACGUGAUUAGGGUGGCUUUCGCUGCUGACUUUAGGAAGACGCAAACAGUUACAACUCGGUGGUUUAUCCACUGGUUGCCCUGUGAGACUAGUUAUUGCCAUGUAUUGCUGUGACACUUUGCUAGUGGUAACAAGUUCGCUGUUCCGGAGCACAUGGCACACUUGGAACAAUAAAGAAAAUAAUCGAUAUGAAAACA